AUGUCUUCUUAUGAUAUAGUCAUUAUUGGAGCUGGUUGCACUGGUGCUUGUUGUGCAAUGGAAUUGUCUAAAUACAAGAACCUUAAGAUUGCCUUGUUAGAAAAGGCUAGAGAUGUUUCUACUGGAGCUACUUCUGCUAAUUCUGGUAUUGUUCAUUGUGGUAUUGAUACUACAUUAGAAACAUUGAAAGGAAGACUUGUAGUAAGAGGAAAUACUCUUAUCCAUGAACUUCAACCAAAACUUAACUUUGGUCUUACUACUUGUGGAGAGUUGAUGGUUGCUAAAACUGAUGAAGAAAUACCCAAUUUAAAUAAAUAUAUGGAAAUUGCUAAAACUAAAAAUGUUCCAGUUGAGUUAUGGGAUUAUGAAAAAAUUCAUAAAGAAGAACCAAAUCUCAGUGAAAAUAUCAAGAAAGCUAUUUAUUGUCCAACUACUUCUGUUCUUGAUCCUUAUGAAUUUACUAUUGCUACUUGUCUUACUGCUAAGGCUAAUGGUGUUCAUAUCUAUACAUCUACUACUGUUAAUGGAAUUAAGAAGAUUGAUAAUGGAUAUGAAGUUGUUUGUGAAAAUGGAAAGAAGUUUAUUGCUAAAGUUUUAUUAAAUUGUGCUGGUGUUUUUGCUUCACAAGUCUCAGAAAUGUUAUAUCCAGCUGAUUUCCAUAUUACAGCAAGAAAAGGAGAAGAAUAUUUGUUAGAUAGAAAGUUACAAGGAAUGGUUAAACAUGUUAUUUUCCCAUGUCCAACAGGAGUAACAAAAGGUACUCUUAUUAUUCCAACAGUUGAUGGUACUAUCAUGGUUGGACCAAACGCUGAUAUUCAAGACUCUUACACUGAUGCAACAACAACCAGUGAAGGAUUAAAAAAAGUAUUUGACCUUGCAAAAUUACUUGUUCCAACAAUUAAUAAUAUGGAUGUCAUUUCUGCAUUUGCUGGAUUAAGACCUGCAAUUAUUGAACAUAAUGAUUUUGUUAUUAGAGAGAAUGAGAAAUUCCCAUGCUUCAUUGAAGUUGUUGGUAUUCAAUCACCAGGACUUACUGCAUCACCAGCUAUUGCUGAAUAUACUAAAAAUAUCUUUAUUGAAGCUGUUAAAAAGUCACAUCCAGAGAUUGUAUUAGAAGAGAAGAGUGAUUUCAAAUAUGUACCAUUAAGUAAGAAAUUCAGAAAUAUGAAUGAUUCUGAAAGAGCUGAAGCUGCUAAAAAAGAUGCAGCAUAUUCUAAAAUUGUUUGUGUCUGUGAAAAAGUUACAGAAGGAGAUGUCAAUGCUGCUAUUGAUGAAGGUGCUAGAACUGUAGAUGCAAUUAAAUUAAGAACAAGAGCUGGUAUGGGAAGAUGCCAAGGAUCAUAUUGUACUCCAAGAGUCAUGGAAAUUCUUUCAAAACGAUUGAAUAUUCCAAUGACUGCUGUUGCAAAGAAUUAUCCAGGAUCAGAAAUAGCACCAUACAUUGCUGGUGGAGAAGAAAAGAAACUUACAGAAGAAUAUCCAUCAUGGGAAACAAUCCCAAACCCACAUAUUACCAAACCAUGUAAUGGUGAAACUAUUGAACGAAAAGAAUUUGAUAUUGUAGUAGUUGGAGGUGGACCAUCUGGACUUGCAGCAGCCAAAGCAGCACUUGAAACAAAGAAAGAUCUUAAGGUUGCUGUUAUUGAACGUAUGGAAAGAGUUGGAGGGGUUUUAUUACAAUGCAUUCAUUCGGGAUUUGGACUUGGAAGAUACGGAGAAGAAUUGACAGGACCAGAAUAUGCAUAUAGACUUGGUGAAGAAACAGAAGCUGCAGGAGCAGUACUUAUGGUAAAUACAUAUGUUACUGAUGUUGAAAAUAAAGGAGAAGAAUAUGUUGUUAAAGCAGUUGUUUAUGGAACAGCACCAGUUGAAAUUCAUGCUAAGAAAUGUAUCUUUACAGUUGGAUGUCGUGAAAGAUCAAGAUUUGGUAUUAAAGUAGCAGGUACUCGAUGUGCAGGUGUUAUGACAGCAGGACUUGCACAAGCAUUAGUUAAUUAUAAAGGAAUUCUUCCAGGAAAGAAAGUUGUAAUUCAAGGAUCUGGAGAUAUUGGAUUGAUUAUGGCAAGAAGAAUGGCUCUUGAAGGAGCUAAAGUACUUGGAGUAUAUGAAAUUCUUCCAAAAAUAUCAGGUUUACAAAGAAAUGUAGUACAAUGUUGUAAAGAUUUUAAUAUUCCAAUUCAUUUGUCAGAAGUUGUUACUAGAAUUAAUGGAUAUCCACGUAUUACAUCAGUGAUAAUGACAAAAUGUGAUCCAAAGACACUUGCACCAAUUGCAGGAACAGAAUAUGAAAUUGAGUGUGAUUGUCUCUUAUUAUCUGUUGGACUUAUUCCACUGCCAGAUUUAACUCAACAAGCUGGACAUAAUGUACAAUUAAAUCCAAGAACUAGAGGACCAAUUGUUGAUGGAUUUAGAUGUGUUGAAAAAGGAAUUUAUGCAGCUGGUAAUCAAUUACAUGUACAUGAUCUUGCAGAUGAAGCAUCUAAUGAAGGAGCUAUUGCAGGAGAAGCUGCAGCACUUUCAUUAGGAGGAGAAAAAGAAGCAAUUAAAGUUAUUCCAGCACCAGAACUUCUUUAUUGUGUACCAGAAAGAGUAGUUAUUAGUGAUAAGAAACAAAAAUUAUCAUUUAGAUUUAGACAAGAUUUUGGAAGUGCACAUGUUAUAGCAAAAAUAGGAGAAACUAUUAUUGGAGAAGAAGAAAUUGAACAUGCUAUUCCAGCAGAAAUGGGACAUGUUUGGGUAAUUCCUAAAGAUUGUCAAAUUGGACAAGAAGUUACACUUACAGUUAUUCCUAAAGCACAUGAAGAAGUAACAGAACAAAAAGAAGGAGAAAUAGUAAAACAUAUGAAUUGUAUUGUAUGUCCAAGAGGAUGUCCAAUUGAAGUUAAGAUUGAUGCUAAAUCAAAUGAAAUUACAUCAAUUAAAGGAAAUUCAUGCCCAAGAGGAGCUGCUUAUGUUAGACAAGAACAUAUAGAACCAUUUAGAGUAUUUUCAACAACUCUUCCAGUAGAAGGAGGAAAUUUGAUAAGAGUACCAGUUAAAUUAACCAAACCAGUACCACGAUCAAAGAUAUUUGAAGUAAUGGAAAUUAUUCAUAAACAAUCACCAAUUAAAGCACCAAUCAAUAAAGGACAAGUGUUAGUAAAAAUACCAAAAAUGACAGAUAUUGUUGCAUGUUAUCCAGUUGUUGCUUUAGAAGAAUAA
This is a messenger RNA of Entamoeba histolytica HM-1:IMSS, 3201 nucleotides long. Its product is annotated as NAD(FAD)-dependent dehydrogenase, putative. Lineage: Eukaryota; Evosea; Mastigamoebida; Endamoebidae. The record is from RefSeq and is a predicted model, not a curated record. The transcript has a single exon. Gene Ontology annotation, molecular function: oxidoreductase activity. The coding region runs from base 1 to 3201 and encodes 1066 amino acids.